GCUUCAGUUUGUGUUUGAAUUUGCACCAUUGAUAGCUCUGUGUCACAGGUCGCUAGAGGGUGCACAGUCUCAAACUGCGUUAUGAAUAGGAUGCUUUAUUCUCUAAUGCUGGGCGGGUGAAGCAGUUCAAACUGGGUGUGAGCUUGUUUGAAGUCGUCUUAGAGAGUCAUCAGAAACCUUUGACGCUUUUGUCUCUGCUUAGGAAGGGAAAACAUGGUAUAAUGGACUCCAACAGUGAAGAUGGAGAGUCCCAAAAUCUUGGCCAUGCCUUACAUCGUGAUGAAACCCCAUAUAGAGUGACGUAUACUCAUGGGAGAAACACAAAACAUGAGGAGUACGAUAAGAAUGAGGAUAACUUUAUCAAAAAGAGGAAUCCAGUGAGUCGCUCUGGCAGCGGCAGACUGAAGCGGGUAGUGUCAUGUAAGAGGAAGACCUAUCACAUGGCAGUGGCCCGGAGGAAGCAGAUAGUGAGUGGGAGGACUUAUGAUGCUGCAAACAAGGAGAAUGAGAUGAACUGCUUGCAGGACAUGCACCAGGAGAUAUUUGACAUGGACCCUUGGGACUUCCCUUUAAGUGUCAAUAAUAACCACAAGACUGGAAGAACUGGUUCUGAACAAGCAGACUACUGUACGCUCACUGAGCUCACACGGGAUCACAGCACUAUGACUGACGUGCUCUUUGGAAGAAACCUGAGACUAAAAGUGUCUUUGACACUGUGGCAGAGAAAUGUUGGAGAGCUGUUGACAUACUUUCUAAGAAUCCAAGACAUUGGCGUGUUAGUUGAUUUUCUCCCACUGAUAAGCAAAAGCAUUGAGGAGGAUUCUCCAAGGAUCUCCAUUGGCUGUUGUGUUGACCUAUUCCCUUUAGUUAAGAAAGUCCUCACUAAUCCAUAUGAAGAGUAUCUGAAUGUUGGCUUAAAGUGGAUACAUUCAGUUUUGAUAAACUGGUGUGAGGAGCUAAGAGCAAGUGGCUUUAGUGGAUCAACGACAGAUAAAAAUUUCCAGCUUUUUAAUCAGCAAUUGUUGGAUUUAUGGCAUCAGGAACCAUCAUUGAAGUUUGUUCCAGGUACUGCAGGAGACAUGGCAAAGGUCGUUGAUUCCUUUCUGUCUCAGCUUACCUGAUGACAUCGAAGAGCAAGAUAACAGUUAGCUCUCUCGUGGAAUCUCUGUGCAAUUGUGGAAUCCUUGGUCAAAUCAUGUGAUUGCAGUCUUCUCUACUGAGUACUGCCUUUUACUCUGAUUUUUAUUUAUACUGUGUUGAUGUCUGUAGAACCUGAUGUAUUUAUUGGCUUUCACAGCAACUUAAACAGAAGUACUGACAGUGUGCAAUAUACAUUGAAAUGUUUGUUUUAUUUCUUUUGACUAGGUUGGAUGUUGUAAAUAUGAUCACAUUGUGAGUUUCACCAUAAGAACUUUGUUCUAUAUUUUAUUUC
This is a messenger RNA of Notolabrus celidotus (New Zealand spotty), 1432 nucleotides long. Its product is annotated as KATNB1-like protein 1. The coding region runs from base 222 to 1121 and encodes 299 amino acids. Lineage: Eukaryota; Metazoa; Chordata; Actinopteri; Labriformes; Labridae. The transcript has 10 exons. Gene Ontology annotation, cellular component: nucleolus. The record is from RefSeq and is a predicted model, not a curated record. Gene Ontology annotation, molecular function: microtubule binding.